UCCCCGCUCCCCUCAUCCCUCCCUCUCUCCCGUCUCUCCGUCUCUCUGGUAGGUUCACAAUGGUACUGCCAGCAUCUUGCAGCACAAUGGUUGCAAGGUGGUGAGCUGGGAGGGAAGAGUGAUUCAGCAUCAGCGAGCCUCCGUUUCCGUCCAUAUUGCCCUUUUUUUUUUUACUUGUUUUUUUCGUUCUCCAUCGCUUCCCUCCUUUUAAAAAAAAGUCUUUAUUAUCAUUCAUUUAUUUUUGUUAUUAUUUGCCGCCGUCGUCAUCCGCGUGAACGUGUUUGUUACGCCUCCAGCGAUGCUCACCGCAACGUUUCGCGUCGGGAUGUUUUGAAAGGGACUGGCUCCGGACUGGGAUUGUCAUCAGCUGGCACGGAAUGGUAUUUAUGAGCAGACAUUUCUUAUAUCACUGCAGCCAACCAGUCCUGGAUGUAAAGAUAGCCUUUUGUCAGGUGUGUGUUCCUUACAGGUAAAAAAGGGUUUCGGAAAACAAGUGGAUGUGUCAUAUAUUGCCAAACAUUACAACAUGAGCAAAAGCAAAGUGGACAACCAGUUCUACAGUGUGGAAGUGGGAGACUCUACUUUCACAGUUCUAAAGCGGUACCAGAAUUUAAAGCCCAUUGGUUCUGGAGCUCAGGGAAUCGUCUGUGCGGGCUAUGAUGCUGUCCUGGACAGGAAUGUAGCCAUAAAGAAGCUGAGCAGACCCUUCCAGAACCAGACCCAUGCCAAGAGGGCAUACCGGGAGUUGGUGCUCAUGAAAUGUGUCAAUCACAAAAAUAUAAUCAGUUUAUUAAAUGUCUUCACGCCACAGAAAUCGUUAGAAGAAUUCCAAGAUGUGUACCUCGUGAUGGAGCUUAUGGACGCCAACUUGUGCCAGGUGAUUCAGAUGGAGCUCGACCAUGAGAGAAUGUCCUAUCUGCUCUACCAGAUGCUGUGCGGCAUCAAACAUCUGCACUCGGCUGGCAUUAUUCAUAGGGAUCUGAAACCUAGCAAUAUAGUGGUGAAGUCUGACUGCACCCUGAAGAUCCUGGACUUCGGUCUGGCCAGAACCGCAGGCACCAGCUUCAUGAUGACCCCGUACGUGGUGACGCGAUACUACCGAGCCCCGGAGGUCAUCCUGGGAAUGGGAUACAAAGAGAAUGUGGAUAUUUGGUCCGUGGGGUGCAUCAUGGGAGAAAUGGUGCGCCACAAAAUCCUUUUCCCUGGCCGGGACUACAUUGACCAGUGGAACAAGGUGAUAGAGCAGCUGGGCACGCCUUCUCCGGAGUUCAUGAAGAAGCUGCAGCCCACAGUGAGGAACUACGUGGAGAACCGGCCAAAGUACGCUGGCCUGACCUUCCCCAAACUCUUCCCCGACUGCCUUUUCCCCGCUGACUCUGAGCACAACAAACUCAAAGCAAGCCAGGCCAGAGACCUGCUGUCUAAGAUGCUGAUCAUCGACCCUGCCAAGCGGAUAUCGGUGGACGAGGCCUUACAGCACCCCUACAUCAACGUGUGGUACGAUCCAGCUGAGGUGGAGGCGCCGCCGCCUCAGAUUUAUGACAAGCAGCUGGAUGAACGAGAACACUCUAUAGAUGAGUGGAAAGAACUAAUCUAUAAAGAGGUGAUGAAUUUUGAGGAAAGAACGAAGAAUGGCGUUGUGAAGGGACAGCCUUCACCUUCAGGUGCAGCCGUGAACAGCAGCGAGAGCCUCCCUCCCUCCUCCUCCAUCAACGACAUCUCCUCCAUGUCCACAGACCAGACCCUGGCUUCAGACACCGACAGCAGCCUGGAGACCUCCGCGGGACCCCUGGGGUGCUGCAGGUGACUAUCCGCCUGCCUGCGCAACCCCAUGUUCUUCCGAAGGUGAAGAACCCCAACGGAUAUGGCCGACGAAAAUUUCAACAGUGUAAAAAAAAAAAAAAAAA
This is a messenger RNA of Fundulus heteroclitus (mummichog), 1907 nucleotides long. RefSeq names its product mitogen-activated protein kinase 10 (gene mapk10). The transcript is spliced from 13 exons. Gene Ontology annotation, molecular function: ATP binding; JUN kinase activity. Gene Ontology annotation, cellular component: nucleus; cytoplasm. Gene Ontology annotation, biological process: protein phosphorylation; JNK cascade. Lineage: Eukaryota; Metazoa; Chordata; Actinopteri; Cyprinodontiformes; Fundulidae. Bases 527 to 1807 code for a protein of 426 amino acids. The record is from RefSeq and is a predicted model, not a curated record.